Molecule: messenger RNA, 2597 nt
Organism: Paramecium sonneborni
Lineage: Eukaryota; Ciliophora; Oligohymenophorea; Peniculida; Parameciidae
Source: the annotation of a GenBank genome assembly
AUGGCAUAAAAUCAUUUAAAAUAAAAAAAAGCACUUUUAUCUCUUAAAAAUGCUCAUAAUGACAAAUAAGAGGAUGCUUUAUCAAAAAAACGGUACAAUUAAUGUAGAAAUUUAAAAUUAUAGAACCAAAAUUGAAAAUGCCAUAAAUUAUUUAUUAAUUGAUGCUGUAGGAUGGAAAAAUCAUUAUCCUUUUCAUAACGAUGGUUAAUAGGUGGUUCAUACAACAUUUCAAAUUAAAAUCACAAAAAAAAAAGAAAAACAAAUCACUUAUAUUUAAGAUGGAUUAAUUCUUAGGUAAAAUAUAUGUAUAAUAAAUCAAAAGAAUAGAAAAGUUUCAUCAAAAUAUCAACUUAUAUUUAAAUUUAGAUCAAAUACAGUUCUUUUAGUGGAAGGGUUCAAAAGAGAACGAGACUCAAUCAAUAGUAAAAUAGACUGGAUGGUGGAAUGGUAAAACAACCAAUUUAGGAGGAAUCUGUGAUGAAUUUGGUUAUAAGAUAGGGUAAUGGAUUGAACCUUGUGAAACUUAUUGUAGGUAAUUUUAUUUAAUUUAAAUGUAGUCAAUAUUAAAUGACCUAUUCUGGAACUUAUGGAAAAAAAGGGUAGAGAAUUGGAUAAUGGAUCUAUUGGUAUGAAUAGGAGAGAAUGUAUUUACCUUAAUUAUUUUUAGAGGGGGAGGAAAUUAUGAUGAAAAUGGAAGAAAAACAGGGGAAUGGUUCGAAAUUCACAAAAGCUAUGAUCAAUAGUAAGUAAUUUACCUUAAUUAAGUCAUUAAGUCAUCAUAAUUGGUUAGUAUAAUAAGGGAUUAAAAAAAGGAAAAUGGUAAGUGUUGGAUGGCAAUCAGAUAAUGUAUAUAUUUUUUGAAUAUAAUAAGUGGAGAGGGGUUUUAUAGUGAAAAUGGUCAAAAAAUAGGGAAAUGGACAGAACUAUCUGAAAGUUUCUCAUAGUAAAAUUAUAAAAAAUAAAUUUUAUAAAUUAGUUUUACAAAACUAAUAUUUGGUGGUGAGUACAAAAAUGGAUUAAGAAUUGGAAAAUGGUUAACUUUUUAUAUGGGAACACCUGUAUGUAAUUAAUACACAAAGUAAAAUUAUGAUGUUAUGUAUGAUUUUUUAUUAACAUUUAUUAGAGGAGGUGGAUUUUAUAAUAAAUUUGGGUUAAAAGAGGGGUAUUGGGUUGAAUAUUAUGAGGGAGGAUAUAAAUAGUAUUAUUUUUUGGCUCUAAUUUUAGUCGUGCUUCAUUUACUAUUGCUGGCGAAUAUAGAAAGGGUUUAAAAAAUGGAAUUUGGAGAACCAUAUAGUAUAUGGAUGGCAAACAAAAUAUUGUGUAAAUAUUUAAAAUUGAAAUUAAUUUAAAUAGAGGAGGAGGUAAUUAUGACCAGAAUGGAAAGAAAUUUGGUAAAUGGAUUGAAAUUACGGAAAACGGCAAUUUCAGUUUGAUAUCUUAAGUAGGAGUAUACAGAUAAGGAGUUAAAUUUGGAUAAUGGGAUACCUAUUUUCUGGGGAAUAAUAAAAAAAUGUUAAAAUAAAUAUUUAACUUAGCGGAGGAGGCUGUUAUAAUGAAUAAGGUUUAAAAUCAGGAAAAUGGAUAGAAUAACAUGAAUAAAAUGAUGUAUAUAAAAAGUAAAUUAUUGAAAGAUUUAUAUUAGAAUAAUCUAUAGUGGAGAAUAUAAUCAGGGUAAAAAAUUUGGUUAUUGGGAGACUGUGAAAAAUGAAAAUGAUCAGAUUUAGAAAAUGUAAGUUGAAAAUAAUAUAACUUUUUAAAGCCGAGGUGGAUUCUACAACAAUUAAGGAUAAAAAAUAGGAUAAUGGAUUGAUUUAGUAAAGGAAAAUACUGAUGAACUAAGUUAUGUAUUUAGAUAUAAUUAGUAUUAAUGUAUGGAUGCUAUAAAGAUGGAGAAAAAAACGGCUAAUUUACUACAUUUAUUUAGUCAUAAAAAUAAACUAAAACUCAGAAAAUGUAAAUCAUAAAUAUGUAUAAAAAGUGGAGGUGGCUAUUAUAUUAAGGGUAUUAAAGUUGGUAAAUGGAUUGAAAUAAGUGAAAAAUAUAGAAAGUAAAGAAUAUUCUAUCAAUUUAAAUAGCUUUGAUUAAAUUUUUCAUAUUGGUAGAUAUUGUGCAGGAAUAAAUAUAGGGAUAUGGGAGACAUCAAGAAAUUACUAAAAUGCUCAUUAAAUCAUGUAUUUUAUUAAUAAAUAGCUUUAAGGGGUUUUGGAUAUUAUAAUAAAUUUGGGAUUAAGCAAGGAAAAUGGAUAGAUCCUUGUAGAUUUUCUACAAGGUAUUUCUAAUUCAUAUAUAAAAAUAGCACAAAUUUAGUUUAUAUGGGGUAAUAUAGUAAAGGCAUAAAAAUUGGAAUAUGGCAAUUCCAAUUUUAACAAGCGAAUAAGGAAAUUAUCAUAAUGUAAGAAAUGGUUAAACUAACUUCUAGGGAUUCUGGAACUUAUAAGGAUGGUAUUAAAGAUGGAAAAUGGAUUGAAAUGCCACCAAGUUUAGGUACCGGAAGAUAAAUUACUGAUCAAGGAUGUUACAACAAUGGUAUUAAAGUUGGUAUUUGGGAAAAGUUAUUUGUGGGUAAACCAAAUUUUUUUGAUUUACUCUUUGAUUGA